Hypomesus transpacificus is the source of this 6068-nucleotide messenger RNA. It is a transcript of the gene cramp1, whose product is annotated as cramped chromatin regulator homolog 1. Gene Ontology annotation, biological process: pattern specification process. Gene Ontology annotation, molecular function: chromatin binding. The record is from RefSeq and is a predicted model, not a curated record. Bases 238 to 4128 code for a protein of 1296 amino acids. Gene Ontology annotation, cellular component: nucleus. The transcript has 20 exons. Lineage: Eukaryota; Metazoa; Chordata; Actinopteri; Osmeriformes; Osmeridae.
AAUCUGGUCACUUUUAAUAACGUUUUUAUAUAUCAGUCUUAAUUAACGACAAUUGCUGUUUUUAAUGGACCAUUGGUCGUAAUGUAAUGAAUAUGAUUUCAGAAUACAGACAACAUAAUCAACUGCGCAGAGUUUGGCCAGCUCAGACGGAGCAGGAGUGUAGUCGUAGCAAGGAUCCGUUCGUGCAUUUAAUAUGCGUAAUUCGAUCAAUUAUUGCUUGUUAAACUCGUCGGAUCCAUGGUGAAGAGAAGGAAAACAUCAGCUGCCACCGAAGACCAUGAAAAUGGGAUGACAGUGGGCUCGAGGGACGGCAUCGGUGUCCAUGGAGUGAAUAAUUCGUUCAGAAAGCAUGAAGGUUGUGACGAAGAGGAGAGCGGUGAUCAGGGGAGCGAGGAGCGUAGUACAAAGAGAGACGGAAUGGAAAUACUUGAUCCAUCAACUACGGGCAGCACCAGUUUAGCACUGGUGCUUCCGACCCCUGUACCAAACCAGUCAGGAUCUGGUUUAACCCAACGUCCCCAGACAUCGUCAGUACCAUUUCUUCAAAACCACGAUCAACAUCAUUUUCUGAGAUCCAGUGUUCGACCUCCGAGCAAACGGAUCCGUAAAGAUUCCAUCGCCACAACUAUCAAUGGUCACGGCCAUUCGAAAUUGAAAGGGUCUGAGAAUGGGCCCUCUGCUCAGGUGGCUAGCGGGCAGCCUGGCCCAGUGUCCGGGCCAGGGGGGGCCAAGGCAGCCUCCAGGAGCCAGGGCCCUAGCGACAAGGAGGAGCUGGGGGGCAUUCAGAAGAGGGCUCGUCGGCAGUGGGAGUCCUGGAGCGCAGACGAUAAAAACAGCUUCUUUGAGGGUCUCUAUGAGCAUGGGAAGGAUUUUGAAGCCAUCCAGACCAACAUAGCGCUGAAGUAUAGGAAGAAGGGAAAGCCAGCCAGCAUGGUUAAGAACAAGGAGCAGGUCCGCCAUUUCUACUACCGCACCUGGCACAAGAUCUCCAAGCACAUCGACUUCGCCAACGUGUACUCCCGCGUGCUCAAGAGGUCCUCUCAGGAGCUGUACGGGCUCAUCUGCUAUGCUGAGCUCAGGAAGAAGGUUGGAGGAUUAAUGGACGACAAGAAUGUAGCAAAGCUGAAUGAACUCAUCCAACAGGGGGCCACUACGGUGCGUUCCAAAGGCAGGAACCUGAGGAUCAAAGCGCCCAUGUGUCGAGCCAUCAAGAGACUCUGCGACCCAGACGGUGUGAGUGAUGAGGAGGACCAGAAGCCCGUGCGACUGCCCUUAAAGGUGGCGCUGGAGCUGCAGCCACGAACCAACCAUUCCUGGGCUCGUGUCCAGAGCCUGGCCCACAACCCCCGCCUCAGGAUGGUGGUUGAGCUUCACAGGAAGGUCUCCAGCCUCAUCGAGUUCCUGAAACAGAAGUGGGCGGUCCAGGACCAACGCAUCCUGAAGAGUUUGCAGGAGAGUGAAGCCCUUGGCUCCCAGCAGGCCCUCCCCGCUCCGUGUAAGCCUGAGAUGGAGGAGCUGUUCCUCUACCCGGCACAGACCAGCCCCCUGGCCACCCUGCCGGGCGUGGCACGUGUCGUGCACUCCAAAGCUUCCUGCACCGUGCACUGGCAGGAGAGCGGCAGGUGUCGCCCUGGUGCCAAGGAGCUGCCGGGGGUGCAGAUCCUGGGGAUCCAUGGUGCGGCGGUCCUCAGGGGGCCUGCCAGGACGGCCAGGGGAGCUGCUGCAGUGGCCCCAGCCCCCCAGCCAGCAGACGUACCACCCGCUCCGGGGCCGGAGGAGAAGAGCACAGGACCCCCGCCUGCUCCACCUCCCACAACACAGAGACCGCUUGCUAGAAGACAUGAGGCCGGCGGGGGGAGUGGGGACCGGGGGAGGGGCUUCUCAGAGGGCAGGGAAGGGUGCGGGGAGCCAGUCGCCAAGGAGGGUGAGAGGGAUUUGAACAUGCAGGGGAGCUCAGCGGACAAAUGCGGAGAGGAGUGCCUGGCAGGGGUCAGCACGACCUCUCCAGGGAUCAGCACAACCUCCCCAGGGGUCAGCACGACCUCUCCAGGGGUCAGCACGACCUCCCCAGGGGUCAGCACGACCUCUCCAGGGGUCAGCACGACCUCUCCAGGGGUCAGCACGACCUCCCCAGGGGUCAGCACGACCUCUCCAGGGGUCAGCACGACCUCUCCAGAGUCACACCUUGCUUCAGAGGAGCCGGUGCUGGAGCCAGGAAGCACAGUGCACCCUGGGAAGGAGGAGUCUGGGGAGGCCCCCUCAGCCCCUGGGGGGAGGUCAGCACAGCAGACCCCUGGGGGGGGGAGGUCAGCACAGCAGAUCCGGGAGGAGGGCUGGAGUGCCGGUGGCUCUGUGACGCUAGCGGAGCUGUACCUCAUGUUGGGCAAGCCAGGGAAACUGCAGCUGGAGUACGAGUGGCAGCCGGCCGUGCCCAGCGCGGGGCAGGACACGGGUCAGCCCUCGAGCCUGCACCCUGCCCCCCCGGCCAGCACACACCGCGUCCUGCACUGCCUGCUCAGGCUGGUAGCCUCCCAGAUCAACCCCAAGCCAGCUCCAGAGCUGUGCUCCACCGCCACAUCCCCCCUCAAGCCCCCCCAGGAGGAACAGCCCCCCGCCCCCCCAGGGAGGAGCCCUGCGGGGGGGGGCCGCAGCCCCAACUGCAGCCGCCAGCAGGCUUCCUUGCGGGGGGCAAAGGUGUUCCUGCCCAGUGCUGGAACAUCAGGUGUGCGGAACCUGCCCAGGUCUCUGCUGGUGUCGGGCGGUGAUGCUGAAGGGGGAGUCUUUGCUGUGCCGACCACGCUGCCCCCCAACAGCUCCCGCCACUCUCGCAUGUUCUCCCCAAACAAGGAGGCAGAGCUGGCCUUCCGGCAGCAGCUAGACUCCAUCAGCUCAGACAUUUUCCUGUCAAAGCAGAGGAAGUUCCGGAGCCGACAGCUUCGGAAGCCCCUCGUUGUGCAGCGGACUCUGCUGCCACGCACCACAGGAGACGCCCCUCAGCAUGUGUGCUCCUUCUCCAUCCUCUCCAACUCAGCUGCCACAGGAACUGGCUCCUUCCGGCCGAUCCAAACCCGGCUGCCCACGUGCUCCCGCCCCCCCCUCACCAAGUCUUCGAUUAUGUCUGGUCCUGUGACUUCCUCGAAGCUUUCCAGUGCAAUAGGUCUGGCUGCCAAGUCAGCAGGCAUCAUCCCAGGCAGUCCCUGCAGAGAGCUGGAGGCUGGGGGGCCCUGCAGAGAGCUGGAGGCUGGGGGGCCCUGCAGAGAGCUGGAGGCUGGGGGCCCCUGCAGAGAGCUGGGGGCUGGGGGCCCCUGCAGAGAGCUGGGGGCUGGGGGCCCCUGCAGAGAGCUGGGGGCUGGGGGCCCCUGCAGCCUCCUGGACCCAGAGCCAGCAGCUCAUGCUGGGCCACAAACACAGUUUCUACAGGAGGGCGGAACUGGGUCAAGCACCAGGUCCCCUGGGAGUCACCUUCCUCCCCACAUCACUGAGCAGCUAAACACGGCUUCCCAUCAUGCAUCUCUCCAGACCGGCCCGUCUCCUGGAGGUCAGUGCGGAGGAGACUCUCUCCUCUCCCCGCCCAGUGUUGCCUCUCUCCUGGACAUCUCCCUCCCAGGCCCCCCUGAAGAGGCCCUGGCCCCCGGAGAGACCCAGACACACAUCAGUGACUCCAUCAUCGAGCUGGCCAUCAACUCAGCCCACUAUGGUGACGAGGCCUCGCUCUGCCCAGCCAAGCUGAACGGCAGUGAGGGCUCCAAGCUGCUGCCCUCCUCCCCCUCUGUCAGUCCCUCCAGGGGCUGGAGUCCUUCACCCUGCCAUGACCCCCAGUGGUACCCCAACGACUCAACAGAUUCCUCUCUGGGCUGCCUCCUGUCGAGCCUGGUGUCUCCUGAUAAGGGCAGGCGGACGCUGGCACGCUCCGGGCCCUCCAGCGGUACAGCUCUCCUGGGCCCCAGCCUUCUGGACUGCAACUCCCAUGAUUCCUUCCAGUCCCGCGGGCUGCCAGACGUUGCAGAGGUGGACACACAGCUGGCCUGUAUGAUGAGCGAGAGCAGCGUGGAUUACAUCGCUCGAUUCAACGACCUGGCGCAGGAACUGUCUGUCACAGAGUCGCCCCUUCCACCUCCGGGGGUUUGACUGGAACGGCGUUAUUGUCUUCUCACUGAAUCACUCCAAUAAAAUGAUGGUCUGAUCGCCACCCUAUUGGUGGCAGAAAGAUGAACCCCUAACCCACACCUAGUACACGUGAUGAAAGUGCAAUAAUACCUGCUCUAACCCACACCUAGUACCUGCUCUGUCUAGGGGAGUGUGGAUAACCUGCUCUAUAGAGGGGAGUGUCUUUGGACUGGUCCCAGCAAUUUCUGGUUGGUUUUACUUAGUUUUCCCUUGAUGCUUUGCAGCUGUUAUGCCCACUGAAUGAGCCUUAAAAACACUAAGUGAGUAUGUUUACAAAACAACCUCAUAAAGAAAGAGAACUCCAUGCCACAUCCUGACAGGGUCUGUCUCUGUCUCUCCUGGGCACUCCUUCACUCUUGAAAAGUGUAAAUAUAAUGCAACUCCAAAAUGAAGCCAAAUCAGGAGAGGGCUCUCUUGGUCCUGCCGCAGAUGGAAGUGUGAGGAGUAAGUGCUGCUUUGGUGGUCAGGGUCAUCCAGCAUGUUUACCUAAUGGAGGAUUUCUUGGUUUUGUAGUUACCAUGUGACACAAGAUGUCAAUGUACAAGAAUAGGCUAUGGGUUAGUGUGCUGACAAAGGCUGGGCAUUGACACCUGCAGCAGUGAGGCCCUGACACCUGCAGCAGUGAGGCCCUGACACCUGCAGCAGUGAGGCCCUGACACCUGCAGUAGUGAGGCCCUGACACCUGCAGUAGUGAGGCCCUGACACCUGCAGUAGUGAGGCCCUGACACCUGCAGCAGUGAGGCCCUGACACCUGCAGCAGUGAGGCCCUGACACCUGCAGCAGUGAGGCCCUGACACCUGCAGUAGUGAGGCCCUGACACCUGCAGCAGUGAGGCCCUGACACCUGCAGUAGUGAUGCCCUGACACCUGCAGCAGUGAGGCCCUGACACCUGCAGUAGUGAGGCCCUGACACCUGCAGCAGUGAGGCCCUGACACCUGCAGCAGUGAGGCCCUGACACCUGCAGCAGUGAGGCCCCGAGUCUGGGUUUAUGUAGGAUAGAGGGAUGUAAUUGGAAGAAAGUUGUAAUAUGAUAUUAGAAAGACUCAAAUUCUGAUGAAAACAGCAUAGAUAUGACUAAUCUUAUACUUAAGUUGGCCAUCUCCAUAUUGGAGAACUCUCCGACGCAUGGAGUGCAGCUGCAAUUAUUUCAUUGGGUCUUUUAGUAUUUUAUUUACAAUAGUUUUUUGUCUGUGCAAGGGGGCAUUGUCUCUGGUAGAAGUCUUGACCUCAUUCCUUCAAAGUCUUCAUAUGUUGAGUUGCUCCUUUCUAACAGUUGACUGGUCAUCUGUUUAUUGAAAGUCAAAUCUCUGGAGCCUUGAGGAUGUUAUUGAGGAUGUUAUUGAGGAUGUUAUUGAAGCAUGAGGGCCAGGUGUUGGUAUGAGAUGGAUGUGAUUCAACCUACAAGGAGGCCUGUGGUGAUUCUCUCUCAGUAUAUAUGAGGGAUGGAUCUUUAAUAAUUAAAUGUGACUCAAAAUACAUUGUUAAAUGUACUUCUGAAGUUACAGAUGACUAUGCUACACAGGAAUGUCCUAGGAGGUCUCAUUUCACUGGAUCUUCUACUGUAACUUGUACUCACAUUACAGAACCUUGGGUAUUGUGUGGUUCCCCAUGACCAUAUACAAACUUUAAUAUGAAAAAUGAGUGAAUCCUCAAGACAGGUUCAAGUGAAACAUUGUUGAACACUUGGAUGCAGUAGGCGUUGUCAUAGGAACAAGGCUUCCGCUCUUUAUAUCAGUAUUCUGCUGUUUUGUAAAAUACUGUAGUUAUUGUUAUUGGGUGUAUUUAUUGUCAUGGACAAGGUGGUUAUGUCAAACUUAAUCUAAAACCGAAAAAACUGCUGUUUUAAGAUUUGUUACAAUUUGUAAGGUGUUUUUACUCAGCUGUAUAAAUGGUGUUGAAAA